Molecule: messenger RNA, 836 nt
Organism: Drosophila bipectinata
Lineage: Eukaryota; Metazoa; Arthropoda; Insecta; Diptera; Drosophilidae
Gene: Thor
Product: eukaryotic translation initiation factor 4E binding protein thor
Biological process (GO): negative regulation of translational initiation
Cellular component (GO): cytoplasm
Molecular function (GO): eukaryotic initiation factor 4E binding
Source: RefSeq, a predicted model, not a curated record
CGGUUUCUGAGUUCAUACAGCAAUCGCUUAGCGAACAGCCAACGGUUAGGAGGUCUCAGCAAGUACACAGGAGCUGAUAAAAAAAACAAACCUUAACUACAAACAACGCAAUUUGUGUAAACAAUAAAAACAAAAACCCAUCAAGUGCUUACAAGCCAGCGGAAAGUUUUGAAAAACUCUUACAACCCAACCACCCAAUCAAUCAAUAAAACCAUCAAGAUGUCUGCAUCACCAACUGCCCGUCAAGCCAUCACCCAGGCUCUGCCCAUGAUGACCCGUAAGAUUGUCAUCUCGGACCCCAUCCAGAUGCCGGAGGUCUACUCCUCCACACCUGGAGGCACCAUCUACUCCACCACUCCUGGAGGCACCAAGCUGAUAUACGAGAGGGCUUUCAUGAAGAAUCUGCGUGGCUCCCCUCUGAGUCAGACCCCACCCCCAAAUGUGCCCAGCUGUCUUCUGAGGGGCACGCCUCGUACCCCCUUCCGGAAGUGUGUUCCGGUGCCCACGGAACUGGUGAAGAAGACCCAGUCCUUGAAGAUCGAAGAUCAGGAACAGUUCCAGCUGGAACUGUAAUCUGGGACAGGGUGGAAUUCCCACCUCCAAGCAGCAACUGCCAAAACCAAUUAGUUCAUAGCUAACCAAAAAAAUAAGCAUCCUGAUCUUAUAAGAUAGUUUUCAUCAUUAUUAGCCAUAUCCACUCCAUUAACUAGACGAUAAGUUAUUAGUUCUUCCAGUUCGUUUGUUCUUUCGGUCAUAUUGACUUUGUAUUUGAUAGAUGUUUAGAUCUUAAGUAAAAAGCAAUAAAAAAUAAUGUUUGAUAAUAUUUAACAAGAAAA